Acanthochromis polyacanthus (spiny chromis) is the source of this 1937-nucleotide messenger RNA. It is a transcript of the gene trmt10a, whose product is annotated as tRNA methyltransferase 10A. Gene Ontology annotation, molecular function: tRNA binding. Gene Ontology annotation, biological process: tRNA N1-guanine methylation. Gene Ontology annotation, cellular component: nucleus; nucleoplasm; cytosol. NCBI's taxonomy places the organism in Eukaryota, Metazoa, Chordata, Actinopteri, Pomacentridae. The transcript has 7 exons. The record is from RefSeq and is a predicted model, not a curated record. The coding region runs from base 243 to 1175 and encodes 310 amino acids.
AAUGACGUCACUACUGCGCCAAAAUACAACAUGUGGAAAUGUGUAGCUGAGUUGAGCAGCUUUAGUUUGUUGUCUUAGUUUGAUUUGCUAUCUGAGUGACGAAACGCUUUGAAAAGUUUUAGUUUUUCGUGACUUUAUAAAGUGACGAGUUUUAAUUGGCUGCUAAAUGCCGCCAGUUAGCUUCGUGCUAACAGCAACGGCUAGUUGACGUUAGCAGCCGGACAUCAGUCAACUCUGCUCGGAUGGCAGAUGACAGCGUGAAAAGUGAGGCUCCGGCCCAGCAGGAGAAUGAAAACGGAGAGAAGAAGAGCAGUCAGAAGGCUGUGAUCAGCAACGGAGAAGCUGAGAACCAAACUCUGUCCAAGAGGCAAAGAAAGAAGCUUCUGAAGCAGCAGAAGUGGGAAGACGAAAGGGAGCUAAGGAAGCAGAGACGAAAGGAGAGGAAGCAGCAGCGUCGGCUACAGAGGCAGGACGAGGAGGGAGGAGACAGCCAGAGUUUUAGGAAACGUCCACGCAGAGAGGUGACGCCGAGCUCCCUGAGGAUGGUGGUGGACUGCAGCUUUGACGAUAUCAUGCUGAUCAAGGAUGUUCGGAAGCUUCACAAACAGAUCCAGCGGUGCUACGCUGAGAACCGACGAGCCUUACAUCCGGUGCAGUUUUAUCUCACUAGUCUGGGAGGGCAGCUGAAGCAGAGCAUGGAUGAAAAGGAUAAAGGAUGGGUCAACUGGAAGGAUAUCAGCAUUAAAACAGAACACUACUCUGAAGUUGUGGCCAAAGAGGACCUGGUGUAUCUGACCUCAGACUCUCCCAACGUGCUGGAGGAGCUGGACCAGAAGAAGGCCUACGUGAUCGGAGGUCUGGUGGACCACAACCACCACAAGGGAAUCACCUUCGAGAGGGCGAAGGAGCUCGGCAUCGAACACGCCCAGCUUCCUCUGAGCAGCUUCGUCAGAAUGAACAGUCGGAAGGUUCUGGCAGUGAACCACGUGUUUGAGAUCAUCCUGGCCUAUCUGGAGAAGGGCAGCUGGCAGGAGGCCUUCUUCACCGUCCUGCCUCAGAGGAAAGGAGCCGUGGCCGUGGACCAGGACGGAACCAACGCUCAGGAAAAAGAGGAGGAAGAUUCAGAUUCUGACUCUGAACCCGACGCCACAGAGCCGACGGAGAAAAGAGCUUAACGCUUCGGACAAACUCCCAGCAGAUUUAUCGACGCUGCAAGCUGUGUUUGAAACAGCGAACUUUCAGUUUCUUGACCGUUUCAGACUUUUAGUUUUUUUUAAUUUGAUAUUUAUUGAAAUGUUUGACUCAUAAGUUAAUUUGACUGCUGAUGAAUGUUUUGCUUCUUCAGGCUGUUUUUACGUCCAGCAGCAUCAUUUUUACCAAAUCGUUUUGUUUGUUUGGAGCUGAAAUUGUGCCAAAUGGAGUUCAAACAACAUAAAGAGAAUGUUUAACUAUAUUUGUUCUGAGACAUUGUGGAAUUUUGAGGCGCAAUAUUAAAAAAAAGAAGGAAGUUGAUUCAAUCUGUGAGGAGCCUGAUGGAAUAUCAAGCAAUCUUUAGAAUGUAAAAGCUUUAAUAUCAUAAUAAUUCAACGAGAAACUAUUUUAUUUUUGCUUUGCUGUUGGAGAAACAAUCUAGUUAUGAGAGAAUACAGUGUUCUGUUCAUGUUUUAGGUGUAUUUAAAUAGUUUGUUGCCCACAGUGGAGUGAGUGAGUAGAACCCAACCUUUCAUAACCUUCUAAUGUUUUUAGCGAGGAAGCAUUUAUUAGAGUCGUCUAGACUGGAUAAGAGAAGCAGGACUGAUUUAUGUGAUCAAAAAAAGACACGUGGAGCGUUUUAAGCAAUUACAGAAGAAAGUUUACAGAAUAGACAUGCUAAGUUGAAUUUGGAUGAAAACAAAAACAAAGUGGAUUGAUUUAACUAAUACAGUCAUGGAACAUCA